Caretta caretta (loggerhead turtle) is the source of this 2847-nucleotide messenger RNA. It is a transcript of the gene MEPCE, whose product is annotated as methylphosphate capping enzyme. The record is from RefSeq and is a predicted model, not a curated record. Gene Ontology annotation, molecular function: O-methyltransferase activity; RNA methyltransferase activity; snRNA binding. Gene Ontology annotation, biological process: snRNA modification. Lineage: Eukaryota; Metazoa; Chordata; Testudines; Cheloniidae.
CCGCGCCGCGGGCCGGAGGCGCAUGCGCCGGCGGGGCCCGUGAGGGGCGGGCGCGGCCGCUGCGGGGCGCGCGGGGCGGGGCCGCCCCCGCGCAGGCGAUGAUCGAGAUGGCGGCGGACAAGGAGACGUUCCUGGCCCCGGCCCCGCCGCCCCUCAGGCCCCCGCCCGCGGCGGGCGGCGGCGGCGGCGGGCCCCUGGGGCAGCUGCCCGAGGGGGCCGCCCCGGCGGAGCUGCGCCGGGGGGCCGAGCCGCCGCGCGGGGGCGGGGGCGGGCGCGGGGGCGGCCCCCUCGUGCAGCUGCCCCAGGAGGCCGCCCCCUGGGGCCAGCGGCGGGGCGGCGGCGGGGCCCCGGGGCGGCCGCCGCAGGGGGCCGGCGCCAAGGAGGAGGAGGACGGCGUGGGCGAGCUGCCGCGGCCCCGCAACGGGCUGCAGCCCCAGCGGGGCAAGCGGCGGAACAGCUGCAACGUGGGCUUCAAGCACCCGGCCUCCAAGCGCCGGCGCCGGGUCAACUCCGAGUGCGACCCGGUGCUGCCCUCCGAGUUCCUGCUGGGGGGCAACAUCUUCGACCCCCUCAACCUCAACAGCCUGCUGGACGAGGAGGUGAACCAGGCCCUCAACGCCGAGACCCCCAAGUCCUCGCCGCUGCCGGCCAAGGGCCGGGACCCGGUGGAGAUCCUCAUCCCCAAGGACAUCACCGACCCGCUGAGCCUCAACGCCCAGGACGGCGACGCGGCCCUGGUGCUGGCCUCGCCCUUCAAGGCGGGCCGCAAGCGCCACCGCCACCGGGGGCAGCAGCGGGGCGGGGGCGGGGCCGGGGACUGCAAGCAGGUGGCCUGCAAGGCCUGCGACGCCGCCUGCCCCACCCCGCAGCCCUACGAACUCAACACGGCCAUCAACUGCAGGGACGAGGUGGUCUCCCCGCUCCUGCCCCUCGCCGCCGAGGGGGCCGGCUGCGGCACCCCUUCUUGUGCCUCCUUCUCGGGCGGCCGCCACCACCGCAAAAGGCGCCGGACUUCCAGCAAAUCAGAGGUGGCCGGGGGGGCCAAGCUGCCACCGCCUCCCCCCACCCCGGGCGGGGGCAAAGGCGGGGGCCAGCCGGGCAAGAGUAGCCCGGAGAAGGGCAAAGGGGCCGGGAGGCACCAAGCGGCGCCCACGGCCAAGCGGCGGCGUCGGCAGCGGAAGUUCCAAUACGGCAACUACUGCAAAUACUACGGCUACCGGAACCCCAGCUGCGAGGACGCCCGGCUGCGGGUCAUGAAACCCGAGUGGUUCCAGGGCAAAGAGGUGCUGGACCUGGGCUGCAAUGUGGGGCACCUCACCCUGAGCGUGGCCAAGAAGUGGAAACCUGCCCGGGUGGUGGGGCUGGACAUAGACGGGGCCCUGAUCCACUCGGCCCGCCAGAACAUCCGCCACUACCUGUCAGAGGAGAUCCAGCAGCAACAGGAGGAGGCCGAGGAGACGCCGGCCGGAGCCGGCAACAAGAGGCGGAGGGGCUGCUUCCCCGCCUCGCUGGCGGCCAGCAGGGGGCCCAUCGCUGCUCCCCGGGUGCCCCAGGAUGGGGCGGGUGCUGCCGACUUCCCCGACAACGUGAUCUUUGUCCGGGGGAACUACGUGCUGGAGCGGGACGAGCUGCUGGAAACGCAGGGCGCCGAGUACGACGUCGUGCUGUGCCUCAGCCUCACCAAGUGGGUGCACCUCAACUGGGGGGACGACGGGCUGAAGCGGCUCUUCAAGCGCAUCUACCGCCACCUGCGGCCCGGCGGCCUCCUGCUGCUGGAGCCCCAGCCCUGGUCCUCCUACGGCAAGCGCAAGAACCUGACGGAAACCAUCUACAGAAACUACUACCGCAUCAAGCUGAAACCGGAGCAGUUCCCCUCCUACCUGACCUCCCCGGAGGUGGGCUUCUCCAGCUGCGAGCUGGUGGCCAGGCCCUACAACAGCUCCCGAGGGUUCCAGCGCCCCAUCUAUCUCCUUCACAAGGGCCACCCCACCACCCGCUGAGGGAGAAGCGGCCGACGCUCGGGACCGGAGCCCCCCGUUCUUUUCUUUGCAUUGGAGGACAGCUGGGCUGAGCCCGACGGACCCAGGGGCGGGCGGGACUGGCCGCCGCGCCCCGAGAUCGGCAGCCGCUGGACGUGGCGCACCUCCCCAGCCCCAGGCACCUGCGGGCAGACGGCCCGGCCCGCGGGGUUUGCGCUCACCAAACUGCCGAGGAAUGAAUCCGCCGGGUGAGAGGGGCUGCCCCCUGCUGGACACUGCUUAGCGCUGCAGCCUGAAGAACUGCAUGGGGGGUGGCUGCAGGUGCCCCAUACUGAAUACUCAGCCCCCCCCCCCCCAGGGGGAGGUGAUGAAAGGAGGCCAGGGGCUCCCCCCUCCAGCCCCCACCCAGUCCCCAGUUGGAGCCCAGUGCACUUCAUUCCACCACAGGGCUGGGGGGGAAGCUAGAGCAGAGAUUGGGGGGGGGAUGGGACAACAGUCUGUGCUCCCCACUCCCCCCCCCAGUCAGCUGUCCAAGCUCCCCUCUGAUUCCCACCCCUUAACAGCUCAUCUUUCUGCAGCAGGGAUGGGAGGGGCCCUUUGCAUCUAUUGUUAGGGGGGAGACCAGCUAGGGCAGCAACUGCCUCAGUUUCCCCUCUGCUGUAAAAGGGUGGGCAGCGCUGCCCUGCUUGCCGGCGGCAGGCUGAAGAGGUGCCUGUGGGAUCCCUUCCUGCUGGCCCUGGGCCGGUUCCCCCCGCAGCAGGGGGCCCCAGCGGCAUUGCCUGGGGGGGGGGCGUCCCCGCGUGUGACGUGGAGUUUUAUCCUUACAGAUGUUGAUUCUAUUAUAUAUAAAUAAAAGCUACCGAUUAUU